GUAACUGAGGUCAAAGUUCUUCCAGUUCAGUCAUUACAGAAACUGUAUGAAGAGUGAUGGCUCCUGUUGAGGAGGGUCUGAUCACCUGGUUAUCAGGUUGUUCUUCCUCCCUUCAGAUUAGCAUUGUGUCAGCCAUCUUCAUCAUCAUUUAUGUCACAGUCUACAGCCUUUGUACUAGCUGUUUCAGUAUGUCUGACAGUGUUUCACCCAGGUAUUUGCUCAGACGAGAGAAAACAAAUAUUCCAUCGGCACCUCAACAAAAUAAACUACCUGAGUCCCAGAGUGUUGAAUAUAUGCUAGAUGCCAAGGAUCUAACUGAUCAUAUAUACUCACUCGUGGAGGCUGAACUGAAUGAGGAAAAUCCUUAUGAGUGCAUUAGUGAGCCUCCGUUACAGCCUCCAUCUGACAAAGCUGACGGGGAGAAUGAGAGCCCUUCCCCAGCAAUGACAAAGCCUGAUGAUAAUCACUCUGUCUCAGCCCUCAACAAAGCAGUAAACAAGCAGGCAGUGGAGCAGCCUGAUGCUUUACCUCAACAUUUGACCGACUCAGAACCGACUGCUGUCUAUGCUGCAGUGAACUGGAAAACCAAGAGUCAGAAGAACAUAACACCUCUCUCUGAUACGGAUACUGUGCUUGAUAUGAGUGAUAUUGCUAUGGAGGCUGUCCCUCCCAUUCCAGACAAACAUUUCUAGUAUGACGAAAGGGCAACAUUUUCAUUUACAAUGCAUUAUUUGUAUUUAUUCACAUUUUGCAAGCCUUAAAACAAACUUGCAACACAUAUAAACAUUGUUAGAAAUAAGUAUUUUUGUAUUUAUUGAUUUUUAUCAUGUGAACUAAUAAAUAUAUCCAUUCAUUGCUGCAACUUCAUAUAAAACUAUAAAGGAAGCCAACCAUGUCUGGGUUAUUGUAGGUCAGUGUGAGUCACAUGACACAAUGCCUCGAGCCAAUACCCAGACUGGAUUCAGAGACUGAAA
This is a messenger RNA of Sinocyclocheilus anshuiensis, 974 nucleotides long. RefSeq lists its product as uncharacterized. The coding region runs from base 57 to 692 and encodes 211 amino acids. The record is from RefSeq and is a predicted model, not a curated record. The transcript has 4 exons. Lineage: Eukaryota; Metazoa; Chordata; Actinopteri; Cypriniformes; Cyprinidae.